Molecule: messenger RNA, 1626 nt
Organism: Acytostelium subglobosum LB1
Lineage: Eukaryota; Evosea; Eumycetozoa; Acytosteliales; Acytosteliaceae
Exons: 6
Coding region: 1-1626 (541 amino acids)
Cellular component (GO): spliceosomal complex
Source: RefSeq, a predicted model, not a curated record
AUGGCAACAAAACGAAAGAAUGAACAACAGAAUGAUGUAUUGACAAAGGUUAGGAGACAGGAUGGUGAGAAUGAUAAUGAUGGUGAUGCAGUGGCAGAGGUAGAGUUUGAGGAGCUCAAUCCAGCGACAUUGAAGAAGUUGGUGUUGACAUUUGAGAAGAAGUAUAAUAUCAAUCAAGAGAUGCGUAUCAAGUAUGCAGACAACCCAGAGCGAUUCAUGACCAGUGAGAUCGAGCUGGACGACGAGAUCAAGAAGCUACAGAUCGUUGCCACGGCACCAGAGCUCUAUCCACUCUUUGUCAAACUUGGCGUCAUCACCUCACUCGGUUCACUACUCCUUCAUGACAACGUGGACAUUGUAAUCGAUAUAGUUGAUCUCUUUCACGAGUUGACCGAGCAAGAGACGCCCAACGACGACCAGACCCUCGCUCUAACAAACAGUUUGAUUGAGAAUGGAGUCGUCGAGACGUUGGUGACAGUACUUGAGCGAUUUGAUGUGUCAGAGUCAGAUGACCAGGCAGCCAUUCAUAAUACAUUGUCUGUGUUUGAGAAUCUGUUGGAGUUGAAGCCAAUGGAGACGUCGAAACUGCUCGCGGACAAGUCAAACAUGUUCAAGUACAUACUCACGGCGAUCAGAUCACCUCCAGCUGCUAGCGUACCAUUGAAUGUUAGACUGUACUGUUGCGAGAUCCUUUCCAUCAUACUCCAGACGAAUGAGGAGUCGCGCGACAAGUUUGCUCAACUUGGAGGCAUUGACUCAUUGCUGGUCGUCAGUGCUGCCUACAAGAAGAAGGCGCCCGAAUCAUUGGAAGAGACAGAGAUGGUUGAGAAUGUGUUCUCCUCCCUAUGCUCCAGUCUCCUUGGUAACCAGGCCAACAAGGAUCUAUUCCUACAAUCAGAGGGCAUUGAACUAAUGCUCAUGUUCAUAAAGAACAAGACAGUGUUUAGGAGCUCGGCGCUGAAGGUGCUGGCCUUUGCACUGACGCGACAUCAAGGAGCCAACGAGAUGUUUGUCGAGAGACUUGGAUUGAAGACAUUGUUCUCAGCGAUGAUGAAGCGAGUCAAGUCCAAGCACAACAAGAACAAGAACAAGAAGAACAAAGGAAUAUAUAAUGAGAUGGAAGAUGAUGAGCAUAUCAUAACGAUUGUACACUCAUUGUUCACAAACUUGGAGAAGGGAUCAGCGAGAUACGAGAGAUUGGUGUCCAAGUUCACAGAGAAUCAAUGCGAGAAGAUUGAUAGAUGGUUCGAACUGUUUGAUAAGUACUCCAAGAAGCUGAGGGAGGCCGAACAGAAUCUUAAACAGGAGCAUUUGGAGAAUGGUGACGAUGAGGACGAUGAUGACGAAGAAGAGUUGUUCUUUAGACGUUUGGAUGCUGGUCUGUUCAAGUUACAGCACAUAGACAUUGUCAUUGGCAUACUAUUUGGAUACAAUGUCGGUGGCGACAACACUAUAAAGGAGAGGAUACAACAGGUGAUCAAACAGAGGAAUAUAAACAUGGAUAACAUCAUUGGAAUUCUUAAAGAAUAUGAGGCAACGAUAGAGACCUCACAAUUGAAGGAUCAGGAUAAGGAGCGUGACAAACAGUUUAUAGAAUCACUCAUCAAUACACUGCGAUCCAAUUGA